Seriola aureovittata is the source of this 4754-nucleotide messenger RNA. RefSeq names its product signal peptide peptidase 3 (gene sppl3). The transcript is spliced from 11 exons. Gene Ontology annotation, cellular component: cytoplasmic side of endoplasmic reticulum membrane; Golgi-associated vesicle membrane; lumenal side of endoplasmic reticulum membrane. Gene Ontology annotation, molecular function: aspartic endopeptidase activity, intramembrane cleaving. The record is from RefSeq and is a predicted model, not a curated record. Gene Ontology annotation, biological process: membrane protein proteolysis. Bases 512 to 1663 code for a protein of 383 amino acids. NCBI's taxonomy places the organism in Eukaryota, Metazoa, Chordata, Actinopteri, Carangiformes, Carangidae.
AACAUUUCAGUGCACGUCCUACUUGUAAACCUCUACAGCAGGGCGAUUUUGCGCGUUCCCGCGACUCUCGCCAUAGAAAACAAAGCUGAACGUCUUCCAUAACAGCUAGGGGUGCAGACUUGAGGAAUAUCCGAAUUUAUUCUGGAUACAUCAUGCUGAAUAUGGAUUUACAGUGGGUGUAGCAUCGUUGGAGACCGAGCCUUCUCGGCUGGGGUGACGGCAGGACAUUAGCGAAACCGACGAAAAUAACAUCAGUGUGUUUUUUUCUCGGGGUGCUUUGUCUUGUCCACCUAACGAUAGCAAACCAUCAUUCCCAUUUCAAUUGCAAGAUAUUCAGCUAGUGAUCACUAGCUGCUGCCGGGAUGUAUCAUCAUGUUGUCACCUAAAAGUAACUGCUAGGACAUCGGAUUGUGAAGGAAAAGCAGAAAAACCUCGCCGAGGUCCCAACGGGUUGUCACCGGGACCUGAAUCUGUGUUAGCCACAGUCGCAGAACCCACUGUUUUCGGCGAUAUGGCGGAGCAGGGCUACUCAUCUUGGGCCUACUCCCUAGUUGACUCCAGCCAGGUGUCCACCUUCCUCAUCUCCAUCCUUCUCAUCGUCUAUGGCAGCUUCAGGUCAUUAAACAUGGAUUGUGAGAACCAGGAGAAGGAUAAAGAUGGUAACCCCUCAACAACGGGGUCUUUCAAUAACAGCAACACAAACAACAGUAUUCAGACUAUAGACUCCACACAGGCCCUGUUCCUGCCCAUAGGAGCCUCUGUGUCUCUGCUAGUCAUGUUCUUCUUCUUUGACUCGGUACAGGUGGUCUUCACCAUCUGCACUGCAGUUCUUGCAACAAUUGCAUUUGCAUUCCUCUUGUUGCCAAUGUGCCAGUAUCUGACCAGACCCUGCUCCCCACAGAACAAGAUUUCAUUUGGCUGCUGUGGGCGUUUCACUCUGGCCGAGCUCCUGUCCUUCUCCCUCUCGGUUAUGUUGGUGCUCAUCUGGGUGCUGACUGGACACUGGCUGCUCAUGGACGCUUUAGCCAUGGGUUUGUGUGUCGCCAUGAUAGCCUUCGUGCGGCUUCCCAGUCUGAAGGUGUCUUGCCUGCUGCUGUCAGGACUGCUCAUUUAUGAUGUGUUCUGGGUGUUCUUCUCAGCCUACAUCUUCAAUAGUAAUGUGAUGGUCAAAGUUGCCACCCAACCUGCUGAAAAUCCCAUAGAUGUUCUGUCCAGGAAGCUCCACUUGGGGCCAGGGAUGGGCCGUGAUGUCCCCCGCCUCUCACUACCUGGCAAACUGGUCUUUCCUAGUUCCACAGGAAGUCACUUCUCAAUGCUGGGAAUAGGAGACAUUGUGAUGCCGGGGCUGCUGCUAUGUUUCGUCUUGCGGUAUGACAACUAUAAGAAGCAAGCAAAUGGGGAAGUCCCAGGACCUGGUAACAUGUCCGGACGCAUGCAGCGCGUGUCCUAUUUCCACUGCACUCUCAUCGGAUACUUUGUGGGCCUGCUGACUGCCACUGUGGCCUCCAGGAUCCAUCGUGCUGCUCAGCCCGCUCUGCUUUACCUGGUGCCCUUCACCCUGCUGCCUCUGCUCACUAUGGCCUACCUGAAGGGGGAUUUGCGGCGCAUGUGGUCCGAGCCCUUCCAUGCCAAGACCAGCAGCUCUCGCUUCCUGGAGGUAUGAUGUACCCUGGGAUAAUCGACCAGCGCGGGGAGGACUGCGGAUCCUUUCCCUUAUUUAGAGGGAAGGAGAGAGGGUGCACUCACAGUGAGGCCAUGUUGUCAUCACUUGUUCAUGCUUUCCGCCAAUCUUCUGUGAAAACCCUCAGAAGGACACCAGUGUGUGGAUCACAACGCCCCAACACGACUCAUCUUUGGUCCCCACAUCCUCCCCCGUUUCAUCUCCGCUUCCUCUUUUUUUGUUUAUUUCCUCUUCAUUAUAGCACAUCCUGCCUGUGCUGUUUUUGUUCUGCCCCCCUCCCGCUCUCUUUUUUUUCCUUUUUCCCACUCUUCUAUACUGGUCUCAUUUGCCACUUCCCUCCCGUGGCCUGCUCCAUUCGACAGGCCUCUUCUCUCUCUCUCUCUCUUCGUUUUCCUUCUUUCUCUGCGUCUCUAAUUUCCUCUGCAUCUGCUCGUCACCGACUCAGAUGAACUCGAGGGCCAGACCUCCCCCGUUUUUGUGGACUUACAGUUGUGAGACAUGGCUGGGGUUUAUAUAUAUUUUUUUAGCAUUGUCGUGGUCAUUAUUAUUAUUAUUAAUAUUAUUAUUAUUAUGGAACGAUUUAAACAAACGUUGAAGAGGCGGAGUGCUGCAGUGGCCCAGGACAGUGCUCGGGAGCAGCGUCACAGUGAAGGAGAAGAGUCUUCCCCCUCCAUCCGUCUCCCUCUUUCCUCCCCGCUUUCUUCAUCUGUUCUCUUCAUCAUCCCUCAACGAUGGCUUCUCCCUGGCACUCCCACCCUCUGCCGACACUCCCUGCGAUGAGCCCUACCCUCCUCCUCUCUGUUCAUCUGCUGUCCCCAUUCCCCACCCUCACAGAUAACUAUGUAUUUUAUUUAGAAAAGUUUUAUUCUUGGCAUAUACAGAAAUGAUGCAUUAUAAAUUGUUAAGCUGUCCCCAGUGUUUGAGGGGCCGCUGCUAUUUGUAUAUAUGUGUACACAUGUAUUUGCGGUAUAUUGAGUUUGUAUUUGUGUUCGGGAGCAUGUUGUAUAGGGUGGGAAACUGACGCCAGCUAACAGCCCAAGUUUGGUGAAGUUUGGCUGCCGAGUCGACCGGUGGGCUUCCAUCACCCAGAGGUUGUUUUCUAAAGUUUGUUGGCUUGUGUGAUAGAAACAUAGCUGAUGGAUUUUUGGAAGAAAAAAAAACAAAAAAAAAAACAUCUUCAUCAGUGGCUGGUUAAUGAAAAAGUUAGUUUCCUGCUCUAGUGUUAGUGUGUGUGUGUGUGUGUGUGUGUGUGUGUGUGUGUGCGGGUGUGUGUGCGGGUGUGUGUGCGCGUGUGUGUGUGUGAAAAACAGAUGAGUGAAUGUUUGUUUUACUUGGUUUUAAUUUGAAAUCAUGAACUUGUUAAACAGUGACAAUAGUCAGGUUUCCAGUGAGCUGGGUGUGUUGGAUCGAACUGUCACAAACACAUGACGUGUCUAAUGGAAACAGUUUGUGUUUCAUCUUGUAAAAUUCACUGAAAAUUUAUGCUCAACAGGGGUCAAUUUUCUUUCUUUUUUUUUUUAUCAGUCUUUCUGCGGACAGGUGGAAAUGUAAACAGUGUUUUGUUUUUUCAAAUAAAUGAAUGUUGAAUUAAUUUUAAAGUAUGCUAUAUUUUCAUCAUGAAACCUCAACAUACAUCAAGCUGGGUUUUGUACUGAAUUUCUGUUGUGCACAUCCUGAAUUUACACAUCUUUACGGCCAUGAUAGCACUAAAAGCAUCUUAUGUCAGCUUUCUCAAGUCUCUGUCUGAGCACGAUUAUAUCAAAUCAGUUUCUAUAUACUUUGACAAAAGACAAGCACAUUUCAUCUGAACUUUGUAAAUGUCCGUGUUUCACCUCUGUCGAUGAAGACCUGACUAUUGUGAAAGUUUGGACUAGAAGCCUGGAGAUGAAGGUCAGUGGGAUAUGAAGACGCACUGUGGUUGGAUACAUGUGCAGUUACAGAUAAAAGGUUCUCUGGGUGGACAGUUAAGUGUCUCCGUGCGUGUGCAUAUAUGUGUGUGUAUGUAUGUGGGCCUGAUCAAAUAACAUCAAGUCUGGACCUAGGGAGGAGAGAAAAUCAGUUGUGCCCUUCAGAAAACAAAAAUGAAAAUUAGAAAUUAAAGCUAACCCUUAGGAUGUUUUUGCUUUCACCAUCUGGUACCCAACAGUCUUAGAUCUUUUUUUUUUUUUUUUUGUCUUUCCACUGUUUUGUGGUGCUUGUCAGUUAAUAUCUAAUGUAUACUGGAAAAAGUGCGAGUGAGCGCACGGCAGAGAUGUACGGACAACGCAGUUUGCUGGCUUUUUGUUUUUUUACUUUUUUAUGCUAUCUGGCCGUGCAUGUGAAGUGUACAGUGUAUCAUUUCUCAAGACUGCAUUAAGAGGGCUACUGCAGUUUUGAGUCUGCUGGCCGACAACGAGGCACUGGACCUAUGGGCUUGCAUCAGUGGGUGGGACAAAGGCUGCAAGUCAGAAAGACUGCAAUUGGUCAGCUCUGACCUCCUCCAGCUGAUCCACAGAGACUGAAUAUUAUGACCUGAAUGCUGUCAGGUCGGGCGUCCGGCCUGCCGCUCAAUGCAGUUGUCUGCCUGGACAUAAUGGAACCACAAACCCCCAUCACCUCUUCAUGGACAUGGAAAGAAAAUAUAUAGAUUUAUAUACAUAUAUAUAUAUGUAUAUAUAGAUAUAUAUAUACAUAUAUAUGUGUGUGUAUAUAUACAUAUAUAAAUGACUGAUGACGAUCAUGGUGAUGACAAAAAAAAAGUUUCUUUUUUUAUAGAAAAUUGAUUUUUCUUUUUACCCCGUUGUUUGUAAGAUUUUUUUCUUUAGUGCUUUAGUUUUUUUUUUAUUUGACUUUCCACCUCUUCUCCCCUCCAGCAGAGGACUCCAGCUCUGUUGGUGCAUUGAUAUUACGGCUGAAUGGAUUCUGUAUAGAAAAAUGGUGAAUAAAAUAAAUUAAGAACUGUGUAGUGAAACAUGAAUCCUGAAGUGCUUGAUCUAAAACACUUUGUCUCCUUUUAACCCCUCCCUCUGCCCUUGCCCCUUCUUUCCCUCCUUGUUCAGGAUUCUGCUGUAAAUAAACAUGACUCUAACUGUAA